AUGCCUCCAUCCACUCUGCCGCAAGACACUCUAAGACGCCGAGUUUGCCCGCACCCUGGGUGCAAUGCACGCCCCAGAACCGCCCGUGCGCUAACCUACCACCUCCGCUCAAUCCACGGCGAUACUAUCAUUCAGCGCACAUCGACGAUCGACCAUCGAUCGACACCCAGCCCCGAACCCAAUGAAGUCUUUGACUUCGGUGAACCAGAUACUAUACCAGCCUCCCCGCCUCCGCCCCCCGCACCCUUCUUUGGCGACAAAUGCAGGUGCAGGUCAUCAACAAGGUCAACGACUGAGGCAUCCAUUCCUCACAGGUGUGUCCUUUGCUGUGAGAUUUGCCACGACACUGAUUAUCCAGCAGGGCGCCCGUGCAAUGCAAACGGCGACUAUCUUCCGCCUGGGACACCGCCUCCACCUCGCACAGCGGCAGAACCUAAUGAUUGGUCUCCAUACAACGACGAAGUACGCUUCGAGCUGGCCGACUUACUCUUUCGAAAGCAGCAGUCCUCCCAAAAGCAUAUCACGGAGCUUUUGCGGAUUUGGGCCAUCGAUCGACAAAGACUGGGAGCAGAGCUGGGUCCCUUCCGCGACUACCAGGAGAUCUAUGACACAAUUGAUUCUACACUUCUCGGCGAUGCACCAUGGAAGUGUCUUGUGAUGGACCCGCUUACCGACGACGCCAGUGCCCCCACAUGGGCCCGACGGUCUUACGAGGUCUGGUAUCGCGACCCGGCGACCAUCAUCAAGAAUAUGCUCGACAAUCCCGCAUUCGAUGGGGCUUUCGAUACUGCUCCCUAUAUCCACCUCGAUGCUGAUGGUAAACGACGCUGGCACGAUUUUAUGUCUGCCAAUUUCGCAUAUCGCCACUCUACUACCAUCUAUGAAAGCGACCCAUCGACGGAGGGGGGCGAUUUGUACCAUGCAUCGUUGGCCAAGGUCCUUGAGUCAUUGAAGCCAGGGAUGACAACCCCGAUUGUUCUUCGUUGCCCUGAUGGCCACUACCGUCGUGCGAUAUAUGACUUCGGCCUGUUUAUUGCGGAUUAUCCCGAGCAGGUAAUGCUUGCGUGUAUUGUCCAGAAUUGGUGUGCAAAAUGUAGCGCUUUGGCUACAGAGCUUGAUGGUGAUAUCGGUGUUCGCCGAACUAAGGCCCGGAAUCGUGAACUGAUUAGCAUAUACGAUGGAGACCAAAAAACGCUGUGGGACUCAUAUGGUAUGAACAUCGAUGUCAUUCCUUUUACGCAGGACUUCCCCCGAGCGGACAUUCAUGAGAUGCUCUCUCCCGAUCUUCUUCACCAAAUGAUCAAAGGUACAUUCAAAGACCACCUGGUGACUUGGGUCGGCGAAUACCUUUAUCUUACGCAUCCUCCUGCUGUUGCCGAUGGUAUCAUGGAUGAAAUUGACCGACGCAUCGCUGCAGUGCCUGGUUUCCCAGGUCUGCGUCGGUUUAAAGAUGGUCGCCGUUUCAGCCAGUGGACUGGCGAUGACUCAAAAGCGCUCAUGAAGGUGUAUCUGCCUGCGAUCAAGGGUCUUGUACCUGACCCAAUUGUGCUGGCGCUACGUCACUUUCUCGAUUUCUGCUACUUAGUUCGUCGCUCCGACUUCAACGAGGACAGCCUAGCAGCAAUUGAGCAGACGGUCAUCGAGUUUCAUCGCUGUUGCGAGGUCUUUCGUCAGCUUGGAGUGCGAGAGGAGUUUUCCCUUCCACGUCAACACUCAAUGAAGCAUUAUGGGGCAGAUAUCCGUGAGUUUGGAGCACCAAAUGGUGUUUGUUCUUCAAUGACGGAGUCUCGCCACAUCACUGCUGUGAAGGAGCCUUGGCGCCGUUCGAGCCGCUUUGAGGCGCUCGGUCAAAUGCUGUUGACAAAUCAGCGGCUGGAUAAACUCACGGCUUCAAGGGCCGACUUUGUCGAACGUGGAAUGCUGGUCUCCGAGGUGAAGGAUUUGCCCGACAAUCGAACCUUGGAGGAUGACAAGGAGGAGGAUGUCUCAGAUGAGCUGCGCGUUGAUGCUCAUGUUCUUCUUGCUCGUACAAGAGAUCGCUCAUACCCUCAGAGAAUCCAUUCUCUGGCUGAGCAUACUGGCUGGCGGCAGCUUCCGCAGCUUGUCCAAGCAUUUCUUGAAGACCAACUCUACGAUGGCCGACCACCUACUGCCUACAACUCGGAUUCUGAUGAUGACAUUGAUGUCAAGGACCUGACAAUCUCCGUCUUCCAUUCCGCUGUCGCUUCAUUCUAUGCACCCAGUGACAUUUCCGGUAUUCGAGGUAUGCGACGCGAGUGGAUUCGGUCCACUCCACGUUGGCGAGGAUCUGGUCAACGCCGAGAUUGUGUGUAUGUGGUUGAAGAUGAAGCGUCGAGUGGGUUCCGCGGAAUGAGCGUGGUGAGAGUGCAACUACUCUUUUCAUUCAUUUUUGAUGCUGUCACCUAUCCAUGUGCCCUGGUGGAAUGGUUCAAGAAGGUCGGCCGCUCCCCCGAUCCAACAACCGGCAUGUGGCUGGUUGAGCCCGAGCAACAGGGCAAUUCACGUUUGGUCACUGUUGUGCAUCUUGACAGUGUGCUUCGUGGCGCGCAUCUGAUCCCAGUCUUUGGAGAGCGGCGUCUUCCCAUCGAUUUCCAACACACAUACUCCUUAGAUUCCUUUCAAAGCUUUCAUGUAAACAAGUAUAUAGAUCAUCAUGCAAAUGAGAUUCUAUUUUAA
Molecule: messenger RNA, 2697 nt
Organism: Mycena indigotica
Lineage: Eukaryota; Fungi; Basidiomycota; Agaricomycetes; Agaricales; Mycenaceae
Product: C2H2-type domain-containing protein
Exons: 8
Coding region: 1-2697 (898 amino acids)
Source: RefSeq, a predicted model, not a curated record